Molecule: messenger RNA, 834 nt
Organism: Seminavis robusta
Lineage: Eukaryota; Bacillariophyta; Bacillariophyceae; Naviculales; Naviculaceae
Source: the annotation of a GenBank genome assembly
AUGCCUGAGGCAAUGAUUGAGAGAGUUCCCAUCCUUCGUAAUGGUGGCAGAGGCCGCGGCCGCCGCAACUCCAAUGGCGGCAACACCAGCGCCAACAGGAAUAACAACCAGCGCGAAGAUGAUGGCUCCCCCAGCAGGAAACGAACUGCCUUUGAUCCAUCCGCGAUCAAUCCUCAGACAUACCAACCCGAUGCAACACAAAAGGAAUCACGGUGGCCCCACUGCAAGCCGCCCGAAUUUCCUACAUGGCACCACUCGACGCUCCAUGAGGCAUACCACCGUACCGUCAACAAAGUAGGAGAGGAAUUCAUCAAAGCCUUGCGGCACACCAGCGCAACAAGGACACUCUCGACGCAACAGCCUCAGCCACCUGUGGCACCUGCUCAGCCAACAACACAUGCGCCUGUCCAGCCAGCAGAACCGCCGGCUCCCCACCUGCAGGGGCCCUAUUCCAUCGACCAACUGACUGCUGUCUCCAGCCACAGCGACCUCGAGGCCACCCAGGAGCACAUCCAGCGAUGCCUAGCACGAGGCGCUAGUGCCGAGUCCUUCGAGGACUACAACGAAGCCAAAGAGAGAGCACAGUCUCAGCUGGAACAAGACCAUGACGCAGCAACUACCUACAAACUAGCAAUGGAAACAUAUCAACAGGCACUGGCACAGUACCAAACCCAAUGGAAUCAAUAUCAGCAGGAGCUCCAGCAAUACCAGCAGGCCCUCCAGCAACACCAGCAGGCACUGCAGCAGUUCCAGCAGCAGAUAAACAACAAUAUCAGCAACAAGCCCAACAGCCCUCCAUCCCGAGUUGGCCAAGCUGGAGAGACUCAUCACUAG